This is a messenger RNA of Vitrella brassicaformis, 1668 nucleotides long. The record is from the annotation of a GenBank genome assembly. NCBI's taxonomy places the organism in Eukaryota, Vitrellaceae.
AUGUCUUGCGCUUUUGCCCUAAGAUUUUGCUCGUGAAACCUUCAGAGAGGAGGUGCGAGCUUAGGUCACACACACUCCGGAUCUUCGCUUACAUCAGUGCUGUACAACGUCGCUUCCCCAACGGAACACCCGUUUCGGUCCCUGGAGGGCACUUCAUUCAUUGACCUGGUGAGUAGAUACCCGAACUGGACAUCCGAACUCGCCACUUGUGUUGUGACGGCAGAGAUCUCUUCAUGCGGCGCGUGGUGUGUGACUUGGUUGUGAUGCGCGUACAGAUCCUUUCGGGUCAAGGAUCUGUCGACGUACAAUGCCGCACUCGCGCUGACAGCGAUGUCUGUGAAGAAGCGCUUCCUUCUUUGCUGGGAUCCUGAGGGGAAACAACCGGUGAGGAGAAGAGCUGACAGCUCUCCUGUCGAGUUCAAGCUCACUAUCGAGGAGCACGACGACUACGACGACGUCCUGGUCAAGGCCUUGGAGUGCGUGCGCCUGCCUGCCGGCAGUGGGGAGCCGUGGAGGCACCUGAGCAGCCCACUCCAGGUCAACCUACCGCAGUGGGGUGACGCCAACAAGAACGCGCCGUUUCUCGAGGUGUUCGACGGAAGAGGGGACAGCAGCAAGGACGCCAUCGCAGUCAUCAUCCCUCCCCUCCCUGCAUCCGCCACGCCGCCACCGACGCUCCCCCGAGGUGGGAAGGAGGAGAACACGCCAAGGAGGGGUAGGGUGGGUCAACUUUUGUGCAUCGGUACUGCAGGUGAGAAGAUGGGCGAGGCCAAGGGGUCAGUGGCUGGGCUUCUGGACGAGGGACUGGACUGGUACAAGACGCACCGCAAAGAGGUCGGGAAACUGCUUCGCUCUCGCACGGCAAGCUGGGAGGGCCCAACUCUGCACAGGUAGGUAAUGAGGCAGACUCAGCGUGUCUAUGCGGCCAAACAAUGUGGUUUGUCGUUGUGUGGGUUUCAGUGGGUUGGCGGCGUGCUUUCGGCGUUUGCCGCUGCCGAUCCUGCAGACUCCCAGUGGCAGGCAGCAGCCCUCUUCGGCGCAUCCGUCAUCAAUAUCACCGUCACACUCGUCGCAUGACGAGACUAUCUGUGGGGCUCCAAGCGGCUCCUCUACUCAUGGGAUUGGGACUCGCAGGAGAAGACGCCUAGCAAGCCAAAGCGAGCUGAGAAGCCAGAGCACGGACAAACAGGAGCAGAGGGAGGGGGAGAGAGAUGAGCGGAUGCCGCUUCUCCACUCCCACCCCCACUGAUGCCAGCCGCAACACAACAGCAGCCCUCCAACGUCGCGUCGACCAAUGAAGAUGCUCCACUGGGUAAGUCAGUCGAUGUGGGUCAAUACAUCUACAUGCGGUGCUUGCAUGAUUGUCCGCUCUUCAGGGACGCCUCUGCACGCUGCAAGACUGAGUCGAUAGAGGGGCCAGAGGGCGGCGGUGGUUGGUUUGGUUGGUUGGGUGGGUGGGCGUGUGGGUGCGUUGUGCGGCAAGGAGACAAUCGCCCGGAGUGCGGUGUGGCGUCAAGUCACAUGGCGUGUCAGAGAAGGUGAGUGAUAGAGAGUUGACCUGAUGUAUGGACAUCGGUGUGUGUGUACCGUCUGGUCUCUCCGCUGUGUGUCUAGUGGCCCCUGCAUGUGUGUACCUGUAUGCUCCACUCAGUCAAUAGACCCAUUCCC